AAAACCUCAUCUGUGCGACUUUUGAAGAGCCUCCAAAAGUCUCAGCUAACAUUCCAACGCAUUGUCCAACCCGGCACUCCAAGGAACAUCUCUUUCUCUAUACUAGUUCUUGCCGAUCGAAGCAUCUUGCUUAUCGUUAAACAAAGGCACCAUGGAGGUGAGAGUUGGGCUUCUAUUUGUUUUAGUGUUGGGUGCUAGCUGGGCUUGUGAUGCUCGACAACUGGUAAACACCGAGUUCUAUAGUGGGAAUGGAAGGAUCUUUGAGAUAUCAGUUAUGCAGAUCAACUACCAGGAUCAAGAUAGCGAAGUUCAAACUAUGAAGAAAGUUCCAAGGAAUGACAAGUUGUGCACAUUGUGUGAGGAGUUUGCUAACCAGGCACUUGAUUACAUUGCUGAAAACAAGACCCAGACAGAGAUCAUUGAACUGCUCCAUCUGGCCUGCUCUCAAGUAGGCCCUCUCAGAGGCGAGUGCAUCAGUUUGGUGGACUACUAUGCCCCUCUGUUCUUCUUAGAGGUUUCUUCUGUACAACCUGAAACUUUCUGCCGAAAAGUCAAUCUCUGUCAACAAAUUGCAAUGAUUUCAUCUCAACUUCACGAAGACAGCUGUGGACUUUGCCACCGCACUGUUGCAGAAUUACUAGUUAAGUUGAAGGAUCCUGACACUCAGCUAGAGAUCAUUGAGUUGCUUUUGAAGGCAUGUAAUUCCAUGGAGAACUAUGUGAAAAAGUGCAAGAGGAUGGUUUUCGAGUAUGGACCUCUAGUCCUUGCCAAUGCAGCGAAAUUUCUGGAAACAACAGACAUAUGCACCACGCUUCAUGCCUGCAAUUCAUCUAUAGAUAGCAGCACAGAAGCAUCGCCGAUGGAAGAAGUACCCGCGCUGUCUGAUUCUUAAUUAUGGCAGCAAAAAUCUGUUGGAAUGAAAAUGCAGAUGCAGACUUGAUAUACAUACUUUCAUUCCAAUGUGUGUAUAAUAAUACUAUGACAUCAUGGUGCUUUUGAUGUACAAUAUAUGCUCAAAAUUCAAAUGCUUGUAUGCAAAUUAUUUGGUCUAAAAA
Messenger RNA from Corylus avellana, 1055 nucleotides. The record is from RefSeq and is a predicted model, not a curated record. NCBI's taxonomy places the organism in Eukaryota, Viridiplantae, Streptophyta, Magnoliopsida, Fagales, Betulaceae.